UCAAAGUCCCCGCAGAGCUCUCGCCACCCGCGCGCAGGACGAGUUUGCAGCUUCGCUCCCGCUCGCCGGCCUCGCUUCAUUUUUAAAAUCCCAGACCAACAUUGCAAAAAUGGCUGACAUCACCCAGAUAAUGGAAAAUGAAGUGUUCAUGGCCUUUGCCUCCUAUACAACGAUCGUCCUUUCAAAAAUGAUGUUCAUGAGUACUGCGACUGCAUUUUAUAGAAUGACAAAAAAGGUUUUUGCCAACCCAGAAGACUGUGCAAGCUUUGGCAAAGGAGAAAAUGCCAAGAAGUACCUUCGGACAGAUGACAGCGUGGAACGUGUACGAAGAGCUCACCUGAAUGAUCUUGAAAACAUCGUGCCAUUCCUUGGUGUUGGCCUUCUGUACUCCCUGAGUGGCCCAGAUCUGUCUACAGCCAUUCUCCACUUCCGACUCUUCGUGGGAGCCAGGAUCUACCACACAAUUUCGUAUUUGUUACCCCUCCCCCAGCCAAAUAGAGCUUUGGCUUUUUUUGUUGGAUAUGGAGUGACCCUUUCAAUGGCUUACAGUUUGCUGAAGAAUAAAUUGUACCUGUAAGGAGAAGCCUACAACUCAUGAACCAAUUAUUUUCUGACAAUUCUUUAUUUUCAAUUUAUAGUGAAUACUUUCUUAGAUUUUAAGUAAGGGGGAGCAGAGAAAUUAAGAACUGGGGAAAAUAUAUUUUGAAUAUUAAUAUCAUCAACAGCCUUUAUUCUUGUGCACUAGAAAUUUAAAAUGCUUCAGUCUUUUGUUAUAUACUGUGUUGUAAAUUUUUAUUAUGAUUUGUAACAUUCAUUUAGAAUUUCACAUUCUAAAUCUAUAAAAAGAAUGAUUUCAUGUAUUCCAAGCCUACAUUUCAAUAUUGGUGAAAUGGGUAUAUAAAUAAAGGAUCUAAAUAAUAAUUUUAUUUGGUUUU
Messenger RNA from Talpa occidentalis (Iberian mole), 935 nucleotides. It is a transcript of the gene MGST1, whose product is annotated as microsomal glutathione S-transferase 1. Gene Ontology annotation, cellular component: membrane; mitochondrion. The transcript is spliced from 4 exons. Lineage: Eukaryota; Metazoa; Chordata; Mammalia; Eulipotyphla; Talpidae. Gene Ontology annotation, molecular function: glutathione transferase activity. Bases 110 to 577 code for a protein of 155 amino acids. The record is from RefSeq and is a predicted model, not a curated record.